Molecule: messenger RNA, 1924 nt
Organism: Aphanomyces astaci
Lineage: Eukaryota; Oomycota; Saprolegniomycetes; Saprolegniales; Verrucalvaceae
Exons: 12
Coding region: 38-1813 (591 amino acids)
Cellular component (GO): cytosol
Molecular function (GO): zinc ion binding; metallopeptidase activity
Source: RefSeq, a predicted model, not a curated record
AUCGAAACUUCCAACCUGCAUACAGUACUGUAUCGCCAUGGUUCGUGCACUUAUGGGCUUGCCCACCCCGCUGCCCGAAGGCUCGUUCCAGCAUCUCCACUGGAAAGUGUCCGUCGACGUCGCUACCCGCCGCCUGCACGCAACGGCCACGUACACCGUGCUCCAAACUCCAUCCAGCACGGACGAGGGUUGCCUCGCGCUGGCCGUGGAAGGGCUCUCGAUUGAGUCUGUGGCCGUGAACAACGACGCCACCGAGUUUAAAGUGAUCGAGAUGUCGCCAACGAGCGACCAAUUGCAUUCCACGCUCGCCAUCGCCGUGCCCAAGCAAGUCGUCGCGCCAUACAGCGUGGCAGUGACGUAUCACCUGGCCAAGCCUAGCCUGGCAUGCCACUGGCUGGACUCUUCAUGGCUCAUCACCCAGUCCUAUCCUUCGUACGCGCCUAGCUUACUGCCCGUGCCUCCGCAACUGUGCAUGAAGUUUACGUACACAGCGCAUGUCACCACGUCCGCGCUGGCUACAGUGUUGAUGAGUGCGUCGUUGACAGAAUCCAUCCAAGUGCCCAAAUCGAAAUCUCAAGUCGUCACGUUUAACCAACCGGUGGCGGUACCGUCUCAUUUGCUCGCGCUCGUGAUUUGCCCGGCGACAACCACUCUUAUAACCACGCAGCACGUGGCGUCGGCCUGCACUGUGCAUGCUGCUAGUAUUCCUAGUAGUACCAGUAAUGCGUUGGCCCUUGUGCCGGAUCUGGUGGCUGCCGCCGAGCGGACGACGGGGCUGCCGUGGGUGUGGCCUCCCUUGCACGUUCUGGUGGUGCCAACUGCGUUAACCCUGUCGUUUCGGUCGAUGGCAACGCCGUCGCUCGUGGUGGUGGACGAAGCAGCCGCGCAAAAAAUAGAUAUACUAGCCGACUCAGUGGUGCGCCAUUGGACAGCCUUCCGGGCACCUCACGAAACGUGGACCGACGUAUGGCUCAGCGAAGGAUGGGCCAAGUGGCUACAACUCGAAGUGUUGAACACAGUACACCCUCCAUCUGUGGCCCCAAUCGUACACGACGGGCUAGUGGCGUUGCGACGGGCACUGGAGCUCGACGCCGAUACCGCCUUGGUGGCAUCCCAUCAUUCGAGCCAUCAGUGGAGUGUUGUGGGUCGGGAAAAGGGCUAUUUGUUCCUUAGGAAUCUGCAAACGAUCGUAGGAGACGAAGCGUUUCAGUACUUUGCAUCGGCAUUCGUUUCAGGCUUUGAACAAGGCAGCGUCACGACAGAUGAAUUUUGCGCAUUCUGCCACGAGUAUUUCACCCUCGUAGAAGACUUGCCGCCGUUGCCCGUGGCGUGGGACUCGUGGCUACAUGUGCCAGGCUAUAUCCCAAGCGACAGUGAGCUCAAGGGGCUCGUGGGCCACGUGGUACCAUCGCCACUCCCAGUAUCUUUAUUGGUGGACGACACGCAAAGUCAGCAGUCGUUGGACGUCCCCGGUCUGCUUGGUAUUUCUGACACACUCGAGUUGUGCUCUGCCUUCGAACACAUUCAACGACAACAUGGCGCGGUCGUGGCGUUAGAUGUGUGGCUACAAUGCUCUGAAGCCCAUUCGUUUCAUCCAGUGACCGUUCACCGCAUUGAAUCAUUGAUUCAAAGCCAGGCCGUGGAUGACUCGGAGAUUGAGCGGAUGGAGAUUCCUUUAGCCAGGGACCACGACCAACCCCCGCAUGAGCUCCUGGACUCUGUCGCGAUGACGUCGACGUGGCUGCUGGUCGCGUUCAGUGUUGGCGUGUGCGUAGCCAUGGGAGUUCGCCUUGUGUCUGUGCGCAGUGCGUAGUUGGCAUGUGAAUAUGGGGGUUGCCUCGUCAUGAAAGCACCAACUUGAAUGACAGGAAGACAACAUGCAGAUUAACAAAAUCCGACACUUGAACGAAGUCCCCUACUACAA